Messenger RNA from Gopherus evgoodei (Goodes thornscrub tortoise), 1858 nucleotides. Its product is annotated as zinc finger protein 501-like. The record is from RefSeq and is a predicted model, not a curated record. Lineage: Eukaryota; Metazoa; Chordata; Testudines; Testudinidae. Gene Ontology annotation, biological process: regulation of transcription by RNA polymerase II. The coding region runs from base 2 to 1330 and encodes 442 amino acids. Gene Ontology annotation, molecular function: RNA polymerase II cis-regulatory region sequence-specific DNA binding; DNA-binding transcription factor activity, RNA polymerase II-specific. The transcript is spliced from 3 exons.
CAUGCAGGAGAACUAUGAGAAUGUGACCUCGCUGGGGUUUCCAGUUUCCCAGCCUGAUGUGAUCUCCCAUCUGGAACAAGGGGAAAAGUCAUGGGUCCUAGACCUCCAGGGUUCAGAGGAAAGAGAGAUCCUGAGAGUUUCCUGCACAGCAGGUGAUGCAAUAGUAUGUGAGAAAGAGGAGCAGAAUUCUCAGCAGGAAAAUGUUGAGCAAGUGGAUAAACACAGAGAAUUAUCGCAAAGAUCAAAAAGAAAUGUGUCGAAGAGUCAUGAGCAGGGAAAAUCAUGCGAGACUCAGCACACACCAGAAAGAGAGCAGGGAAACCAGCCAGGAGAGAAAAUGGGUAAAUUUAUUUCCUGUCGGGGAACUCAGAAGAGCAUCAAGGAAACCACAACACAGCAGGAAAUCCUCAUAGGAAAGACUGAAAAUACAUGCAGUGAGUGUGGGAAAAACUUCACUCGAAGAUCAACCCUCUCUGUUCAUCAGAGAAUCCACACAGGGGAGCGGCCCUAUAAAUGCCAUGAAUGUGGAAAAUGCUUCACUCGAAGAUCAGCCCUUUGUGAUCAUCAGAGAAUCCACACAGGGGAGAGGCCCUAUGAAUGCAGUGAGUGUGGGAAAACCUUCACUCGCAGCUCACACCUUAUUGCCCAUCAAAGAAUCCACACAGGGGAGCGGCCCUAUAAAUGCCGUGAGUGUGGGAAAACCUUCUAUUGCCACUCAAACCUUAUUGCCCAUCAAAAAAUCCACACAGGGGAGUGGCCCUGUAAAUGCAAUGAGUGUGGGAAAUACUUCACUGAGAGCUCAGCCCUUUCUGCACAUCAGAGAAUCCACAUGGGGAAGACGCCCUUUGAAUGCCUUGAGUGUGGGAAAACCUUCAGUCGCAGCUCGCACCUUAUUAGACAUCAGACAGUCCACACAGGGGAGAGGCCCUAUGAAUGCAGUGAGUGUGGGAAAACCUUCAGUCACAGCUCGCACCUUAUUAGACAUCAGACAGUCCACACAGGGGAGAGGCCCUAUGAAUGCAGUGAGUGUGGGAAAACCUUCAGUUUCAGCUCACAUCUUAUUAGGCAUCAGACAGUCCACACAUGGGAGAGCCCCUAUGAAUGCAGUGAGUGUGGGAAAACCUUCAGUCGCAGCUCGCACCUUAUUAGGCAUCAGAGAUUCCACACUGGGGAGAGCCCCUUUGAAUGCAUUGAGUGUGGGAAAACCUUCAGUUGCAGCUGGAACCUUAUUAGGCAUCAGAAAAUCCACACAAGUGAGAGAACCUAUGAAAGCAGUGAGUGUGGGAAAACCUUAGGGUCCAAAGAAAUUUUGUCCAACUCCACUUCCUAGUUCAGUGUGUCUCAUUACCGUUCCAAAGGAUACCAGGGUUAGAUUGAGAACAAUCAUCCUUCACCAUUUGGAUCCAAAGAGAGAGUGCUUUAUAGGACAGUCCUUCCCCGUAGAUCCCAAGCUGGCUGCCUGAGUGGGUAACAAGGACUUUCAGGCUGUAGAAGUGAUGGUAACCAAUGAGGCAACAAAUGUGUCGAGCUCCAAUUUCAAACUUCUGGAUACUCACAUGUUGAGUCCUGAUUCUAAGGUUUUGUGUCUGACUCUCUGGCUACACAAUAAAGCUGAUGUUGGUGCUACUGUAGCAUUGCUAUUACAGAUGCUCUCCACCAAUGGGAGAAAUCUCUUCCCUAGGACUUUAUUAGUCCAGCCUCCACAAGCGGCGGUGGCUAUGUCGGCAGGCAAAGCUCUCCUGCUGAUGUAGUGUUAUUUCACAGGGGAGGAGGGUUGUGUAACUACAUUUCUCACUAGUGUGUAUUUUUCACACCCCUGAGCAAUAUAGUUACACCAAUAAAUGUCUUUAGUGUAGAU